GAAUCUCGCUCGUGAACGCAUUGUUUACACUAAAAAAUACAAACCAAGAAUAUUUGACCUAGAUAUAUAGUGCUACUUUAGUUUUAAACCUUCACAUUCAUCUCCUAUAUUUUAUUACAAUAACGAGUAACGAGAAACUCAUUUUCGCCCACUUAUGAUACUAUAUUUAAACCACUACGUACACAACACAGCCAGUUGAUUCAAAAAUCCAAUCUUAAUUUCCAAUUUCCACACCAUAUAUGUCGACGACACAACAACGGCCACACUACGACGAGACGCAAUGGGUGAAGCGCAUCCAGCAAACCCUAGACGACGAGGUCGACGAAGAGACGGAGAUCCCGGUCACCAUCUUCGCCGUCCCUAAAGCCCUAAUGGUGAGCGAUCCGGAGUUGUACAUCCCCCAACAGGUGGCGAUCGGGCCGUACCACCACCUCCGGGCCGAGCUCUACGACAUGGAGAGGUACAAAGUGGCCGCCGCCAAAAGAAACCAGAAGGAGCUCCAGAACGUGAAGCUCAAGCACCUGGUCGACCACAUACUCAAAAUGGAGCUCCGCAUCAAGGCCAACUACCACCGCCCCCUCGGCAUCGGCGCCGAAGCCCUAGCCUGGAUGAUGGCCGUCGACGUCUCCUUCUUGUUCGAGUUCAUGCAGGUCUGCGCCGUCAAGGAGGGCAAGGCCAUCACCAGAAUCCCCUCCAGAAUGGCUCAUCUCAUCGAUUUAUCCGGCAGGAAAACAGCGCACAACGCCAUUCUCAGAGAUAUCGUCAUGCUCGAGAACCAGAUCCCUCUGUUUGUGAUGAGGAAGUUGCUGGAGCUUCAGUUCUCGUCUGUGGAGAUGGCGGACCAGAGGGUUCAUGCGAUGCUCACCGCCCUCAGCAGGGACCUCUCGCCCUUUCAGAUGGCCGAGACGGCGGAGGGCGCCGCCGUGAGCGAGUGCGCUCACUUGCUCGAGUUUUUGUACAACUACAUCGUGCCGAAAACGGAUUGGGAGAAGCCCGCGUCGAUCGAGAUCGACGUGGCAGAGGAGGAGGAGGAUAAGGACAAGGAGGCAGCGGAGGGAGAGGAGGCGCUUAAGCAGUCCAGCCACGUGAGGCAGCUCCGCGUGAUAGUGUGGAGCAUUGUUUCCACCUCCAUGAGAAAGCCUGUGAUUUAUAUGAAAAGGGUGGUCUUGUCCAAACCUAUCAAAUUGGUAGUGAAGCUGCCAUGGAAGAUCAUUUCCAACAUCCCGAUUUUGAAGGCGUUCAAGCAGCCUCUCGAGAACAUGUUCUCCGCCUACGGGGAGAAGAAAGACGACGGCGACGAGGAAGCGCAGAACGGUAGCGAGAAGCCUCCGCUGCAGGAGGAGAUCGUGAUCCCUUCCGUGACUCAGCUUCUGGAAGCCGGGGUGCGGUUCUCGCCGACCAAGGAGGGGAUUUCGAGCUUCAAUUUCGAUGAGAAAAGCCUAACGCUGUACAUUCCGGUGAUCAAGGUGGACAUAAACUCGGAGGUGGUGCUGCGGAACCUGGUGGCGUACGAGGCGUGCGUGGCGGCGGGGCCGAUGGUGCUGACGCGGUACACGGAGCUGAUGAACGGGAUCAUCGACACGGAGGUGGACGCGGGGGAGCUGUGCCGGAGGGGGAUCAUAAACAACCAUUUGAAGAGCGAGAAGGAGGUGGCGGAUCUGUGGAACGGGAUGAGCAAGUCGGUGAGAUUGACGAAAGUGGGCUCCUUGGACAGAGUGAUAGCGGAUGUGAACAGGUUUUACAGCCAGAGGUGGAGGGUUAAAAUGGGGAGGUUCAUGAAGGAUUAUGUGUUCGGGUCGUGGCGGAUUCUGACGUUCCUGGCGGCGGUGGUGAUGGUGGUGCUCAUGUGUCUGCAGGCGUUUUGCCAGGUCUAUAGCUGCCAUCGGAUCCUCCGCAUCAAAGCGCUUGAUCCUGAUGCCUUCUGAAUUUGGACAAACAAAGUUGUGUUUUGUAAUUGUUACUUCUUCCUUUUUUCUCUUGUCCAACAGUCCAAGUGUGAAUGUGUUUCCAAUUUAUUAUUUUUUUUUUUGAGGGAUGUUUCCAAUUUAUUAUUUGUGUAUUAUAUUGUUGGCAAGUUGGUGUGAUUUAAAUAUUGUUCAUAUUUUUGUC
Molecule: messenger RNA, 2109 nt
Organism: Salvia miltiorrhiza (redroot sage)
Lineage: Eukaryota; Viridiplantae; Streptophyta; Magnoliopsida; Lamiales; Lamiaceae
Product: putative UPF0481 protein At3g02645
Exons: 1
Coding region: 240-1925 (561 amino acids)
Source: RefSeq, a predicted model, not a curated record